UGGCCAAUGAGGAGGGACGCCACCCAAGCACAUGGGCCAGGCCUCCCCAAAAUAACCUGCGACUACUGCACUGAGAAAUGUUGCUACUUGUACUGGUGACAAGUUACCCUAGCUACACGGCUCCAUAUUUUCCUGUAAACUCCAAGGUUAACUCUGUGCGAUUAAAACUGGGAAGGCUGGGCAGCUGCCUGUGCCCAACGUUUCCCCAGGUGGCAGCAACCAGAAGACCGGAAUCACCCCCUUUUGAGCACAGGUGCACUCUGAGGAGGAUUUACCAGUCCUUCACAGGGGCCAGCUGGGUUUACACUGAAGCAUGCAGGAGAACACUGACCAGCCACCGUCACUGUCUCAGCUCUUAAGAGAGAGCUACCUGGCAGAAGCCAGGGCCCAGCAGCGCCACAGUGAGAUGAGCCGCUCAGACGCGUCUUCCUCACGCCUUCAGAUCUAUGGGUCACUCAAAGGCAAGGCCGAGGACUCUGCAGGCCACAAUGAUCCCCAAUUCCCAGAUCUCUCUGCCUUCCUCAGCCAAGAAGAGUUGGAUAAGAGUGUGAAUCUGGCCCGCCAGGCCAUCGGACAUGAGUCUCGUGAGGAGAGGGCAGAGGUCAAGGCUUCUGUCACACCAUUAACCCCCUCCAACAUUUCCUCAUCCUCCGUUUCUUCCUCUGAACCCAUAUCUGUUCCCUUGGCUAACCCCUCUCCUGCUCCUUUUGCUGCCCCCUCCACUUUGACCUUCACACAGCCAGCUCCUGAAUUCAAAGAACUGCCAGCAACACACAACACAGCAUUCACACCAGACAGAAAGAUACACAAAGCACCCACACGUCAGGAAAACAUGAUCAGAAACAGCAGGGACUCCAGUGAAGGAUUCAAUGACUUUAACAGGUCAGGGAGGAACCCCCCAUAUGGUCUGGAGACCCAGUCCAAGAAGGAAUUUCUCAACAAGGCAGCAGACUUCAUUGAGGAGCUUUCCUCUCUCUUCAAGGCCAACAGCUCCAAACGGGUGCGACCAAGAGCAUGCAAAACCCACAGGAGUAGGACCCAGAACAAGACCCAGAGCGAUGGGACGGUUUAUACCCUUAGCCCGGACAACAGGGAGCGCACUACCAUGCCUGUGGAGGAUGAGAAAGAGAGACCCAGCCCUGCUGUUAGUCACCAACCAGAGGUCCAGCUGGACUCUGGGAUUGGGCAUGUGGAGUUUCAGGACUGCAGGAUUACUGAGGAGCAGCAGUACGACUCAGUUAUCCAGGAGGCGAAGGAGGAGGCUAAAAGCUGUGCCUUGACAGAAUCUCCUUACCCAGUGGAGCCUGUGUGUGAGCCUCCUCAUUUCAUCCAGAAACUGAAAAGCAGGGAGGUUGCAGAGGGCAGCAAGGUGCAGCUAGACUGCAUCGUAAGAGGACUCCCUGUGCCUGAAGUCAGGUGGUUUUGUGAGGGGAAGGAGCUGGAGAAUAGUCCUGACAUCCAGAUCAUCACCAACGGCGAGCUGCACUCUCUGAUUAUCGCAGAGGCGUUCGAGGAAGAUACUGGACGCUACUCUUGCUUCGCAUCUAAUUUCUAUGGCACUGACUCCACCUCAGCUGAGAUCUAUGUUGAAGGUGCCUCCUCUUCUGAGUCUGAGGGAGAGCAACGCUUUGAACAUGUAGCCCAGCUUCAGAAAAAAUCUCAACCUACAUCGUCAAGUCAAACUCUCUCUGCAAAAGAGGAAGACUCUCUGUCAUCUCAACCUGCAGCAGCCACUGAGGAACCAGCAGAGCAGCUCUCCUCUCCACCAACUAACCAAAUAAUCCCAGAACCUCCUCUACCAGUCCAGACGUCAGCCACCAUACUUCCAGUUCCUGAGCUCUUUAAAACACCUGUGGCACCCACAGCGCAGCCUGCUCAGGAGGAGACAACAGUGUUGCCCGUGCAGGUGUUUCCUACAUUGUCACCUGGGGAUACAGAACUUCCAGAAGCCCAGGAGGUGUCAACAUCUGUCUCAGCCAUAUCCACACCACUGGCAACACAGACAGCCACUGCGACAACUACUUCAUUGCCUUUGAACUCAGUGGUCUCUGUGCUGCCUGUCCUGUCAGCUCCAAUACAAACAUCCCAACCUGAGACUCAAACCUCCAACCACAACUAUCUACAAGGGUUGAACGGGCAACCUAUCAUGGCUGCCCCCGUAUUUACAAAGAGCCUACAGGACCUCCAUGCGUCAGAAGGCCAGCUGGUGGUGCUAGAGUGCCGCAUGAAAGGGGUGCCUUCACCUCGAGUAGACUGGUACAGAGACGGAAAAGUCAUAGAAGACUCUCCUGAAUUCAGGAUCCUGCAGAAAAAGCCCAGAUCUCCAGCUGAAUCAGAGGAAAUAUGCACUCUGGUCAUUGCUGAGGUCUUUCCUGAAGAUUCAGGGAUGUUUACUUGUUCAGCGAGCAACAAGUAUGGAACUGUGUCCAGCACUGCUGCACUAAGGGUCAAAGGCAAUGGCAGCAACAGCACCCACAUGAGGCCUUUCACCAGUUUACCAGUGGAGCCCAGUCGAGUCCAAGAACCUUCUCCAUCAGCUCCCACUGUAGAGGUUACUGUGACCAACAGCAUCAAGCCCCACUCCAGCACUAUUCGCCUAGACCCUCUUGUCUCUAGCACUUUACGACUGGACCCCUUAAGCACCAGCACCCUCCGUCUGGACCCUCAGAGCUCUAGCAUGUUGCGUCCAGACCCUCUCCGCACCAGUCUACCCAGUCUGGAACCCUCCAGCCUGAGCAGCAGCUCCUUCCUCAACUCUUUCAGCACCAGUACCCCAAACUUAGAUCCGUUCUCCUUCCACCAGGGUUUUCAUGGAUCAAGUGGACCACGUCCAGAACCACAGAGCAGUGUACCGGUGUUCUCACACCCAAAACCCUUCACUUCUCCUUCUGAGAUUGAGACUUCAGCUGAGCAGGAAGUGUCCAGAUCUCCAGUAACAUCGCCUGACACGAGCCCCAAAGUUAAGGGGGCCUCAAAUCAUCAGAAUGGGAGCCUUGUUGUGGUACCCCUACCUGAUCCCCCUCCUAACUCCUGCCUGAAGACAGGCAACCUGACGAACCACAGAGACUCCAGAGUUGGUCUGCGUGUGCACUUCAAACUGCCUGAGGAUGAGGAUGAUGAAAAAAGUGAUGCAUCUGGUCAAUCUGAUGAAGACCCCACUCAGAUGUUCCUUAACAAAGAACCACCACCUGUGCGGGCUAAACCCAAAUUGGACCCAGCCCAGCUCCAGAUUCUGCACAACCAAGUCCUUUUGGAGCAGCAGCAGGAGACCGAACCUCCGACCCAAACCCAAACCCAAAUCCAAAUCCAAUCCCAGCCUCAGUCCCACCCUCCAUUCCAGAUCCAGAUCCAGCCCGAGGUUCAAAGCUCUCAUGAAGGUCUGCCGUGGUCCCCAAGAAUGCACCGUGAACCCCACCCACCACCUUUCCAGCCCUACCAUACUACCACAACAGCACCACAGUCAACAGCCCAGCAACAGACACCCCACUCUGCACCACCAUUGACCACUGCCCCCCCUGCUCCCUCUCUGAACUCUGUUCCAGCACUCAACAUGACCUAUUCAGCCUUUCCCAAAACAACUGCUGCUCCUCCUGUGAGAUCCCCUCCUCCUCAGGUCAAGACUUCCUCACUGGUGACCUCUCCUCCACCUGUACCGCACCUGAAAACAGCUCCUCCUCUCAGUGUAGCUCCUGUAAUCCAGAUGAACACAAUCCAUGCCUCCCACCUCAACCUGACUCCUGCUGCUCUUGCCAGCACUGCACCCACACCCCACUUUUUCCCUCCACCUGCACCGAAGCUUAGUACAGCCCCUUCAGAUUCAUCCCCGGCAUUCAUCACCUCUCCUGCUCCUCUACUGAGAAGCACCCACGCCUCCCUCAUGAACCUCACAGCCACUUCCACUACCUUCAGCUAUGCCCGGCCUAAAGAGUUCAUCGCUGCUCAGACCUUCUCACCAGUCAGGAGUCCUUCCCCCACAGAGUCCCCAGUCCCUCUGCUCCAGGAGCUGGCUGCUGAGCUCAACUCCUCUGCAGCAAGCUCCCCUACUCUCCCGCCAUUCUCCCCACCACCAAGGAUCUUCCCCACGAGGGUGCUCACGUCUCCCACCAGCCCUCCAUCCCUCUUGUCCUCACCCAUACCUGGGUCAGCGGCGCUCAUAAACAGCUUGUUCGCCGUACGAGCCCAGUCGCCACCCCAGGCCUCCUCUCCCACCUCCAGCAGCUCCACCCCAAGCCCCAUUCAAAACCCUGUGGCGUUCUUAAGCUCCGUCCUGCCAUCGCUGAACCCAAUUCAGCCCACCAACUCAAUGGGUCUGCCCAGGGGAGCUCCUUUAGGGCUAAAAAAGACCGCACCAAGGGUGCGCCUGCCUUCAACUGAAGAAAUUCGUGAAAGCAAAGAAAGUCUCCUCCAUGACAUCGAGAAAAAGCUUCGAUUUAAAGACGACACACCACAGUUUGUACAUCAACAGAAGCUGAGUAUUGUGGGGAAAACAGCGAGCAGACCCCUUGGACCAAACAUUCCUGCUACUGUCAUUAACUAUGAUGAGGAGUACAAAGUGUCAAGUUUUGAGCAGAGACUGAUGAGCGAGAUUGAAUUCCGUUUGGAGCGAACACCAGUGGAGGAGUCUGAUGACGAGGUGCAGCACGAUGAUGUCUUCACAGGAAAAUGUAUCGCACCCAUAUUUGACAAAAAACUGAAGAACUUCAGAGCUAUGGAAGGCGUGCCUGUCACUUUCUCAUGUAAAAUAGUGGGAAUCCCUGCUCCAAAGGUUUACUGGUUCAAAGAUGGCAAGCAGAUCUUGAGAAAGAACGUCCAUUACAAGAAGAUCAGAGAGGGGGAUGGGACCUGUGCCUUACACAUAGAGUCCACGACCAAUGAUGAUGAUGGCAACUACACCAUCAUGGCAGCUAACCCACAGGGACGAAUCAGUUGCUCCGGUCAUUUGAUAGUCCAAACGGGACCUCCCCGAAACCGAAUGACACCUAUUCACUCUCAGAGGGUGCGAACCCGCAUACAGGAAGUUGAAAGUGAGCAAACCCAGGAGCGCUUUUUUCGGCCUCACUUCCUCCAGGCACCAGGGGACAUGCUGGCUCACGAGGGAAGACUCUGUAGACUAGACUGUAAGGUGAGUGGCCUGCCCAACCCAGAGCUGAUGUGGUUGGUCAAUGGCAGGCCAAUAUAUCCAGACUUAUUACACAAGAUGUUGGUCCGUGAGAACGGGGUACAUUCUCUGGUCAUUGAUCCUCUGACGCAGAAUGACGCCGGCACAUACACCUGCAUUGCGAGCAACAAAGCAGGGCAGAGCUCCUUUUGUCUAGAGCUUAAAGUUGUGGAGAAAGAGAUGAAGCACCCACCUCAGUUCUCAGAGAAGCUGCAGAAUAUGGGUAUUCCUGAGGGGACUCCAGUGAGGCUGGAGUGUCGGGUGGUAGGUAUGCCCCCUCCAGUGAUCUUCUGGAAGAAAGACAAUGACACAAUUCCUAGAACCAAGGAUAGAAUCAGCAUGACCCAGGAUGCAACAGGAUAUGUGUGUCUCCUUAUUCAGCCAACAACAAAAGAGGAUGCUGGCUGGUACACAGUGUCAGCCAAAAAUGAAGCUGGAAUUGUAUCCUGCACCUGCAGGCUCGAUAUAUAUGCACAAUGGCAUCAGAGCGUCCCUGCACCCAUGAAGAAGGCUCAGCGCACAGGCAGCCGCUAUGCAGCUCUGACAGGCCAAGGGCUCGACAUCAAGUCAGUUUUCCACACAUCGGAGACCAGCCCCAUUCUCUUCGCCAGCUCCCCUCCUGAAGCCACACUGGAGAGUGAGGAACUGUGAAAGGUCCAGCACAAUGACCCUCAGAGGCCUCCCAGCAUGUCAUGCGACCUCCCUGAGGUCACAACAGUGGGAAAAGAAGAAGGAGAAUGAUGAUCUGAGCAGAUUGUCAUGCGAUUUGUGUGAUGCAUUUUGAAGUGAUACAUUCAGAAUAGAGAGACAAAGAAUUAUUGUGUUAAAGCUAUCUGCACUGAUAGUGGGUUUGUCACCAUUCCUAUAUACUCAAGUCAUAUGAAGAGUGUUUCACAUAUAGAAAACUGACAGAUUUGCAAAGUCUUAGCUCAUGAGCCAUCAGUGGAGUUGAAUAGUGUUCUGUGACAGGUUUGAAUGACUCACGUUUUGUUUUCUACAUUACAUUUAGCUAUGAUAGUGAGGUUGUUGCUGAAUGUUGGUGAUCUGUUCUUAAAUGGUAAUCCUAUUCUCAAAGUGGUACUUGCACCACUUAUUCUUUUUAUUGCAGAUCAUGUAUACCUGUAUUGGUAGUAAUAGUUUCUUUUAAAGUUUAUAUUAAAAAGUAGUUAUAAGUUAUUGUUUAUUAAUAGUGAGAAAUAGUUUAAUAGACAUUUGAAUGUGCCAUUUAGAUAAGUUCAUUUAAAUGGCUCCAACAAGAUUCUGUCUUCUUCAUCACUGGUUCACAUAUUUGCACCAUGUUCUUGUGCAUGCAUGCCAAUGGCUGAUGAAGAUGAAAUAAUAUAUAACUUAACAAACACACUGUGCUGCUCACAGUCAUAAUAAUAACAUGCUGAUAGGUUGGAGGAGUUUCAUGGUUAGUGAUUUAAACACAAACGUUUUCUUUGAAUUUUUGUUUUGUUUUCAGGUAAUUUCAUUCAUCUUUGCAUUGACAAAUUGUAUCUAACAGUUUGAGAUGUAGCCUCUUAUAAGAGGAAUGAGUCUGAUUUGACUAAAUGUUAUUGGAAAAGUAUUUUUUUUCUGUUUUGUGGUCAGGUGUAUCCUGCAGAGAGUAUUACUGAACUUUGAAUAAGAUAAAUUAAUUUGGAAAAAAAAACAUAUUUAAGAAUAGUUUGAAAGCACAUACUCAACUGAUGUAAAGUUGCACAUUGUAAAAUAGUUUUGUCCUUCUCAGAAUAAAGUUAUAUUUAUUCAAAUGAG
Molecule: messenger RNA, 6916 nt
Organism: Larimichthys crocea (large yellow croaker)
Lineage: Eukaryota; Metazoa; Chordata; Actinopteri; Sciaenidae
Gene: mypn
Product: myopalladin
Exons: 21
Coding region: 314-5809 (1831 amino acids)
Molecular function (GO): protein kinase activity
Source: RefSeq, a predicted model, not a curated record